Molecule: messenger RNA, 1647 nt
Organism: Lasiosphaeria miniovina
Lineage: Eukaryota; Fungi; Ascomycota; Sordariomycetes; Sordariales; Lasiosphaeriaceae
Exons: 3
Coding region: 1-1647 (548 amino acids)
Biological process (GO): protein ubiquitination
Molecular function (GO): metal ion binding
Source: RefSeq, a predicted model, not a curated record
AUGCCCGACGACGGCCUCCGUACCGAGCCCGGCGCCGUAUCCCCGCUGAGCCAAGAUGACGGCCGACAGGGACCUUCCUCGCUUUCGCCAACUCCUCCCCCACCCCCUUUGCCAGCGUUCGACUAUGCGGGAGGCGGGCCCGCUGCACACACAUCAGCGGCCCACGAUGCGAGGGAACGCCAAGAACGAGCAGAGGGGAGCGCGGAAAACCCCAUCAUCCUGGGUGAUAGCUUUCCUGUGCGGGAUCAGACUCAAGGGUCGAUUAGAAAUAGCUAUGAUGACGCCGGGCUACUACUAGCUGAUUCCGGCGCGAGGGUGCCAAGUCCCGAAGAUGCUCUAGGGACGCAGCUGCGACCUGUUCUGCUCGACGAUUCCCCGCCUCACAGUCCCUCGAGAAGCCAGACGCAAGCGCAAGCCCCUCUUCCACCUUCUCCGCCUCCCCCUCCGCCGCCGCCACCACCGCAUCAUCCUGCCCCAGCCGACUCGAGAAGCCCUUCCGAGUUUAUAGUCCCUCGAUGGCAGCCAGACGCUGAGGUGACAUAUUGCCCGAUAUGUCGCACGCAGUUCAGCAUCUUUGUUAGGAAACAUCACUGCAGAAAAUGCGGCCGCGUAGUCUGCAACUCUUGCUCGCCGCAUCGUAUUACGAUCCCUUACCAGUAUAUCGUGCAGCCGCCUGGAGCGCCUCGGGUGCUGGCCCAGAGAUACCCGGCCGCCAUAUUGGGCAGCGGAGGCGGCUACCCAGACUUUGGUGUUCUCGGGGGUGGUGAGAGGGUCAGGCUGUGCAAUCCUUGCGUGCCAGACCCAAACAUUGCGCCACCCCAGACGCAGACCCAAGGAAGCCAUUCCAGAUCGCACAGCACCCUCGUGCAGCCGUUUCCGAACGAUGGGAACCAAGCGCCGAAUAGCUGGGGCUCGUAUUUCACUGGUGCGUCUGCAAACGACCCUCAAGCUAGAAGCCGGAGUGUCACAAUGCAUGCCGGUGGUCCGUCCUCAUCACGGCCACCCAACAUUCUCUAUCCUCAGAACACGGAGAACCAAAUACUCUCGGGCACUCCGCCCCCGGCAUAUUUCCGGACUCCCUCAGCCACACCGCAUCGCCCGCCUUACCCUAGCAUACCCGCACGAUUCCGGUCCAUGAUGGAUGUUGGCGAAAGGUCAGAAGCCGGGCCAUCUGGCGUCAAUCGCCGCCUGCCGCCUCUCCCGGCCCCGCCGCCCCAGAUCCCUGAGGAAGACGAGUGCCCCGUGUGUCACCGCGAGCUUCCGCCGCGCACCCUCCCCAAUUUUGAGUCGUUGCGCGAGUCGCACAUUAGUAUCUGCAUCACGGCGCACAGCUCGUAUAACGGGGGUGUCCCCGCCUCGACUAGCGCUGGCGGCGGCGGCAGCGGGGACGCAGGAGGUGCAGGCAACGGCGGCCCGCCCCUGCCGCCCAUGCCCCCCCGCCGCACCGGCAUGUUCCCGUACACGGCCACCGAGAAGGACUGCGUCGACUCGGCCGAGUGCACCAUCUGCCUCGAGGAGUUCGAGGUCGGCGUCCCCAUGGCCCGCCUCGAGUGCCUCUGCCGCUUCCAUAGGAUGUGCAUCAGCGCCUGGUGGCAGCGCCAUCCCGGGAGGUGUCCGAUGCAUCAGCACGACGGUUUUGGAUAUUGA